Molecule: messenger RNA, 2501 nt
Organism: Scylla paramamosain (green mud crab)
Lineage: Eukaryota; Metazoa; Arthropoda; Malacostraca; Decapoda; Portunidae
Product: neuroparsin-A-like
Exons: 4
Coding region: 369-677 (102 amino acids)
Source: RefSeq, a predicted model, not a curated record
AGACCGCGAGUGUCAAGGUGUCAGAGGGUCCUACGCCGCCCCCCAAGUCACCCAGUGAGCACGUGGACACCCCUUAUAUAUACUGCUGCUGAUGCUACUGCAGGUCGUCAGUAAAGAUCUUGAAGGAGUAGCAGAGAGAGGGUUGGAAAGUGGGCAAGUUGAGCUAACCAACUUGAUUUUUCCCCCUCCUGAGUCUGCCGCUCGCCUGCCCGCCAGCCAGCCAGCCAGCCCGCCAGCCCGCCAGCCUGCCUGCCUGCCUGCUCGCCGCGCGCCCUGACACUCUGCCUCCGCCACGCGCCUCUGCAUCGCUCACCUAUACGGGACACACUCUUCCCUCCGCCAGGCUGCACUUGAUUCGCACCGCCGCCAUGACACCCCGCGCCCGCCCCGCCACCCUCAUCCUCGCCUCCUGCCUCCUGCUGCUGCUGCUCCUCCUGCAGAAAGGGAGCGCCAUCCCCCGAUGCAGCGUGUAUGAUCAGCCUCCGCCCAAGAACUGCAAGUAUGGCACGGCGCUGGACUGGUGCAGCAACGGCGUGUGUGCCAAGGGCCCCGGGGAGACUUGCGGAGGGUACAGAAGAGAGGAGGGCAUCUGCGGCGAGGGCACGUAUUGCGAGUGUGGGCGAUGCAGGGGCUGUUCUCCCUUCGACGCCUCCUGCCACGAUGCUCAACUCUGCUAAGCGGCCGUCACUCUAUCAACACAUUGCCAAACACCCCGUCACCUUGUCAGCACCCUGCCAAAUAUCCUGUCAUCCUACACCCCGUCACCCUGUCGUCACCCUGUCAUCACUCUGCCAGACACCUCAUCAUCCUAUCAACACCUUCUCAUCACCCUGUCAGCACCCUAUCAUCACCCUGCCAUAUACCCCAUCGCCCCACCAGCACCCAUUCCCUUCCUAUUUUCAGUUUCAAUCAUCACUCACUCUCACCGUCCUUCACCACUAAAGUUUCCAUGCUCCUCAAACUCCCACUCUCCCAUCCCACUCAUGUUGUUUCCGAGCUGCAAGACAACAGAGUACAUCCCUGACCCUUAAUUACCCAAGAUUAUAGGAAUAUUAUUGUUUCCACUUAAGCAAUUCCUGUUUACUACUUCAAGUAUAGAACAUUUCCAGUGAUACGGCGUCUAACCUCUCUUCUCUCCUUGCCCCUUAAAAUAGUCAUAAUAUACGGUGUUUUUAAGGGAGAAAUGCCGUUCCUUUGUUCCUUCCCCCUCUCCUCUUUAUCAGUAAAUUCUGUUUCAAAUUGAGAAACGGAAGGACUAAUGUGACCCGAGCUUGAAAGUUUUGACCCGUUCAGUUUAGAUUGUCAGAUAAGCCUCGCCUCCCCUCCCCUCCCUGCAGCGGCGACCAAUCACGCGCACCAAGCAAGAAGGUGGAUGGGACUUCACCAGGGUGUCACAUGCCUCAAGACUGACAAUGAUUGACUGAUCAACGCGCCACCACAAGGGAGUCAUGUGGCGGAAUCUGUGUUGAUUCACUCACGUCAAGUCGAUAUGAGUGACAUAGGGAGUCACAGAAGUCACGGGUCACACGUUAGGUCAGAUCGGAUCACGCCUGCAAAUGCAAAAACGGAUGUACGUCUGUCAGUGUAUGUCUUCCAGUAUGCAUCAUGUAUACGCACCACCAUGUAUAAUCCGUGCUUGUGAUAGCUGAGUACAAAGUAUCCAAUGUACAACAAACUGUUAUAGUUACAUUUAAGACGACUGUUUAGUGGCGAUCAGUAACUCUCAGUGGAUGAUGAACCCGUGUUGGGAAGGUUUUUUUUUUUUUUUCGUUAUUCUAAAACCAGUAUGCAUUGCAAUGUUAUGUUUUCAUGUUUCACUUCGUUUGCUCAGAAGCGAUGUUUGGCAUUUUCUUCAGCUUUAUAUUUUGUUCAGAACAUUUAUCAUUCACAAUGUUACAUUUUUAUAUUUUUCUUUUAAUUUGUCGGCUCAUAGCGAUAUUUUCUCAAAAUUAUAUAUUUGUUAUCAUUUCAGUUCGUUUACUCUGAAUUAUAACCAAUCACAAUGUUGUAUUGACCUUUUAUUCUUUAAAUUAAUCCGUUCAUAAAUAUUACAACUCAAGAUUACGUCCUUAUAAUUAUUACUACACUGUGCUGUCUCUUCUGCUAGUACUAGGUAAUCAUACUAACCAGAGAGGACAUAAAGGUUUUCUUUCUUUUGUAAUGUACCAUUUAUAUUUACAUUCUCAAGACGCAUCGCACGAAAUAUCCCCAGCAGUCAUCCACUCGCCCGCUCAACAACAAUACUCCGUCUCAUUCAACACGACUCGCCACUAUUUAUACCUGACUACUCAAUAAUACGUUACUAUAUUAUAAUCUCAUAUUUAUUAUACGAAAUAGGCUUUUAUAUUUGUGUACUGUGCUUCAAGUGUUGGCCGGAUGGGUUUCACGUGCAAUAUUCCUUGUAUCUCGGGUUGGCAGGAGGUACUUGGCUCACGGGCUCCUCACAGCUCUCCCUCCUGCGCCUCCUGCGGCCUGCUACUCCAAUAAACAUGGGUUAUUUA